AAGAAAAAGAUGGUGCGUUUGCUCCGCGGGACCAGCGCUGCUGUCGCUUCUCUGCUGCUUGUUGUUGUUCCGGUGUUCCUGCAACAUCUGUCGUUGCCUGUUGUAAAGGCUGUGCAGCUGCGAGCAGCGAGUUCUUCUGCAUCUGCAGGUGCAGGGUCGUCUGCUUCUGGCCUCAGCGCUGGCCGCCAGUCCGCCGCACCGGGGAACAGGUUACGCACCAGUCUCAGGAGUCGAGGCGGAGUUGUCCCCGGCGGCAACGGGGACCAAGCGCGGGAGGUUCAGAUAGCAAAUGGGGGAAGAUCUCGUUCACAAGACCAGCCCGCUGGGGGAGGACACCGGCAGAACGGGAACCAAGCUGCACAGUUUCGACCGCGCGCGGUUCAGGACGGUGGUGACCCUCCGUCCUGUCCCUACCUCUGGCCGAUCGAGAAGGAAGUUGCAGAGGUAUCCAGAGUAAAAACGCCACCCACGACGCCCCAUAGUCAAAGUGGGGAUGUUGCUACACAGACGCGGCCCCAUAGUCAAUGUUGCUACACAGUAUAUUAAGCAAGGUUAGGCAAUUCUUGCACAGGACAAGUUUGGAUUCGCGACGUAGUCGUUGUUUAGCUAGUGCGGCCGUGAUGUCUCAAAUCGAUCACACAAUCCUGAUUCUAGCAUGUCACGUUCCGAAACAACAGUAGAAAAUGCCCCUCGCGGGGCUGCGCAUGAGAGAUAUCCUGAGCGUGCAAAAAGAUAUCUGGGGUGAGGACGUUUUUUCUCAGGAUAAGAGGCAAAGGAAGCUAUUCGUGUUUGCGAGGCUCGCGCGGCUGAAUGGAGAGAGGAAUGCCGCUCAUCUGUCCAGUCCUCAGGCGAAAUUUUCGUGGGAGGUUGUGUCGCAGGGCUGAGCUGUUUAGCCGCCGGUGCCUGUUUGGGGCCGGGGGCGGCAGCCGCGGCAGGAGUGGCCGCGCCGGCCGUUGUCGGCGCCUCCAGCUGCGCUUCUGCGAGGUUUGCUUUCGAUGCUGCGGAUGCGUUCCUGGGCGUGGCUCGUAUGGAACAAAAGGCGCAUGCUUGUCGUCGAUGGCUAGGUAUUUUAGAAGCCGACCUUGCGCGCGCGAAGCGGCAAGUGCGUGACUACCCGUACCUGGGUCGACUAACGGAAGCGGGGGCUGUUCAGGAGAGGGAAAGGCAACGAAGCGAAAGGAGAAGGGCUGUGAUUCGAAGCUUACGUCGAAACGUGCCGAACAACUAGACUAUAUGUAAAACCCAGUUACAAACGCACGUCUAGUUUCGCAGUAGUCUUACUGUCUUCUCCAUGACCACUCAAAAAAAAUUUCUGAUAAAAAGAAAAAAGUACGCCGUUAAUUUGUAUUUUUACACUCUGGCUUUGUCGUCCCACGCGGACGCGAAGGCGACCAGCAGGGAAAAGGAUCCUUUUCCGCGGAAGGUCUCCCGGUGAUGUAGGGCAAGUCCUGAAGAGGACAAAGAAACCGCGGCGGAGGAAACGAAGAGC
This is a messenger RNA of Amoebophrya sp. A120, 1489 nucleotides long. The record is from the annotation of a GenBank genome assembly. NCBI's taxonomy places the organism in Eukaryota, Dinophyceae, Syndiniales, Amoebophryaceae.